GAAGCAUACAGGUUUCUUUGGUAGCAUUAGUAGAGAGGGGGGAAAUCAGCCUUUGCAUAACAAACGUUGAGAUUAUUUUUUUACUUAAAUUCCUCAGGAUACUGUGCUACUAAUGUCAGAAAGGUCCAUUGGUGAAAUAGUCUUCAGGAUAUGGUAUGGGGGAAAGAGUUAUUUGGCUCCCUGACACCUUAAAUUGACUUUCCUCAAACUGACUAUUCAUUAUAGAGAGGAAAGAGGCUUUCUUCUGUAGCUUUAUGUUUAUUCCCUAUUUAGUCAGAAAUACAACUUUCCUUAUGAAACUCAGCUCAGGUUUUUCCUCUUUUUAACUGAAGACAUGCUGACUGACUAGCUUUUUACAGCAACAUCACUAAACCAUCCCUCUCUGUGUAGAAUUGUGUUCAAAAUGGCAGAGGGAUGUCUCCACACACACCCCCAAGUUUCUACUUCCAAAUAAACGUUGAACAUACUUAACAAAGUGCCUCGACAUACAGUUGAUUUAAACUGAAAGUUUGUCCAGUGCAUUAAAGUCUAUGAACAGCUCUACCAUGAAGAAACAUGUUUCAACUAGUGGUAUUUCCCAUUCAGAACUCUGCCUAUUCACAAGCUGAGUUUUGCAUGAGGUGGAAGACCGGCAGAUAACGGGGAGAGAAGAGAAGACUUCUAGCUUCCAACUGAUUUGUUGCAAGGAGCCUUAUUCUGUGUCUCCUAUUUUUCCUCCCUUACUCGUUUCUGUUCCUCUCUUGUCGGGAAUGACCAAAAUGGACGGGGUUUUGUUAGGCUGGGCUGCAUUCUUGUGGGUAACAGCUGUAACUGAAGCACUGGAUGUCAUGGUACCCGAGAAGAAACGGGUAGCCAUGCUCUUUCAGCCUGUUGUACUUCGCUGCCACUUUUCAACUUCUUCCACACAACCAGCGGUGAUACAAUGGAGGUUCAAAUCCUAUUGCCAGGAUCGCAUGGGUGAAGCCCUGGGAGUGGUUUCUGCAGGAAUACAGGCAGUGAACAAGAGGAACUUGGAAUGGGACCCUUACUUGGACUGUUUGGACAACAGAAGAACAGUUCGAGCAGUAGCUUCCAAGCAGGGCUCUUCAGUAACAAUAGGAGAAUUUUACAAAGGAAGAGAUGUCACCAUUGUCCAUGAUGCAGAUCUUCACAUUGGGAAACUGAUGUGGGGAGACAGUGGACUGUAUUACUGUCUUAUUAUCACGCCUGAUGAUGUAGAGGGCAAGAAUGAAGAGUCAGUGGAGCUGCUUGUUCUUGGCAGGACAGGGCUGCUUGCUGAUCUUUUGCCCAGUUUUGCUGUGGAUAUUAUGCCAGAAUGGGUGUUUGUGGGUUUGGUGAUCCUGGGGGCUUUCCUCUUCUUUCUCCUUGUUGGGAUUUGCUGGUGCCAGUGCUGUCCUCAUAGCUGCUGCUGUUAUAUCCGGUGCCCUUGCUGUCCAGAUACCUGCUGCUGCCCACGGGCAUUGUAUGAAGCAGGGAAGGCUGCAAAGGCUGGCUAUCCUCCAGCAGUCACCUCAAUCCCUGGACCUUACUAUAUUCCCACUGUGGGUGGAGUCCCAUCUCAUGCGGUCCUAAUGGAAAAGUCACAUCUUCCACCUUUGGCACCAAGUGAAUCCAAUCCAGGAGGACAAAGUGUGCGCAAGGGUUACCGGAUCCAGACUGACAAAGACAGAGAUUCUAUGAAGGUGCUAUACUAUGUUGAGAAAGAAUUGGCUCAGUUUGACCCAGCCAGGAGGAUGCGGGAGAGAUAUAACAACACUAUCUCAGAGCUCAGUUCCCUCCACGAUGAAAAUGGCAGCUUCCGCCAACCUUACCGGCAGGUGCGCAGGAAGCCGCUUCCUCCUUCAGGGGACAUGGAUGGUGAUGCAGAGUAUUGGGCUGGAGUUGUCAGUGGUGGUGGCAUGUCCAGGCCACAGACAUGUUCUGAUUAUAGAGAAGAAAGAGGCAGUUUCAAGUUCAGCCAGCAGAGAUCAAAGUCAGAAAUGCUUUCAAGGAAGAGUUUCUCAUUAGGGAUGCCAGCUGUCUCUAUGGAUGAACUUGCAGCCUUUGCAGAGUCCUAUAGUCAACAUGCUCGUCACACGGGAGGGAGACAGGAAUCCAGACGUUUUGAGAGAUCAGGGUCACGAGGAACCCAUGGAGGGUCUGUACAGCACCCAGGCGACUCAGAUAAUUACUACAGCAAACGUAGAGGAGGAAACCGUGAGCCAUUGACAGAUUCAGGUCAAGGUUGGGCAUAUAGCCCAUCCAGAAGACAUACCCAGGAAGAGAAACACUUACCUAGACUAGUGUGUCGAACACCUGGAGGGAGUCAGAAACAUGAUCACUCCUACCUCACUAGUGCUCUAGAGAGGAAAUCGCGAAGCUAUGAUGAGGGUGGUGAACACAAUGAGACACCUUCGAAACUUAGCUCACAAUCUAGUCAAAGAGGAGGAACAUACUAUGCUUGGUCGCCACCAUCUACUUACCAAAGGGGACAGCAGCAGCCGCAGCAACAGCAGCAACCUCCACAACAAGAGGAAGGAGAGGACACUCUGCCACCCUACAGCGAGAUGGAACUGAACCGGGGCUCUUCAUACAGAAGCAGAGAACAAUCUAACCUCAGUGCCUCUGAUAAGAAGAGGAAAAAAGAGCCCAAGAAGACAAAUGAGUUCCCAACAAGGAUGUCCCUUGUGGUGUGAUGGAGGAAGAGUUACAUUAGUGGAUUUGGAAAACAGAAGCAGUUGUAGUUCAAAGCCAUACAGGCAUCAAGGAAUGUUUUGUUUUGUUUCAUCGUGGACUCAAAGUCUUAUGAGAUGGCUCAUUCAAACCAAUUGCUGUCAUCCUAUUAACUCCUUGAAAAGGAGCACCUCACUGAGCCAAAAAGUAAACACAGAGAUUUUGUUUCUCAAACUCACCCUCUGAUUUUUCUAUUUAUCUUGGGUCUUAUCUGCAACAGGGAGCUGCUUUCAUAUAUCAUAUGUAUUCUCUCUCCUGUAUGAUAUACUUCUUACCUAUGAUGCUUUGCAGGGAAAGUUGCCACAGGUUUUGAGGACCUCGCAAUUUGCUCAUUACAUCUCGUUCUGAGAAGAAUAAGAUAUUUACACUUAACAAUUACUUCAGAAUGAGUGAAAUUUUCAAGGAAACUUGUACUGUAAAAGGAAAUCUUAAUCCUUUUGUAAAUGAUUCAAAGCUGAGACUUGGGGCACUGCACUAAGAAGGACAGGGUAGUGUUUAAUGACUCUUAGAAUUCUUGGGUUCUUGAAAAAUGUCCUCAUUCGGUAUCAUAUCAGGAGCCACCAAUGAGAUUAUUUUGUUUUGAAAGUGAAACACAGUGGAUUUUGCUGUAAUGAAAACGUGCCGUGUUAUUUCACUGUUGUCUGAUAUGAUGAUGUAUUAGCAUUGCCUUACAGUUGAACUAUAGCCAUAAAAGUUUCAGCUGUGACUGCUGAUUGGUUGUAACCAGAGCUUCAAGCUAAGGCUCUUCUGACAGUAUUUUCUGGACAAUGAUUAUUUUUUAAAAGCCAAAUAAUAGAAAUUAAGAGAACUAGAAUGAGAAAAUAUGUGUGCAAAAGUUGCACAUCCUCUUACUUUUAUAUUUCUACAAAGACCAGUAUUAGUUCUUUCUUGUAAUUGGUUGAAGCCAUUUAAUGAGGCAGCAAAAAUGUGCAAAAUAAAUAU
Molecule: messenger RNA, 3654 nt
Organism: Pogona vitticeps (central bearded dragon)
Lineage: Eukaryota; Metazoa; Chordata; Lepidosauria; Squamata; Agamidae
Source: RefSeq, a predicted model, not a curated record